Molecule: messenger RNA, 216 nt
Organism: Moesziomyces antarcticus
Lineage: Eukaryota; Fungi; Basidiomycota; Ustilaginomycetes; Ustilaginales; Ustilaginaceae
Exons: 1
Coding region: 1-216 (71 amino acids)
Biological process (GO): mitochondrial respiratory chain complex I assembly; electron transport chain
Cellular component (GO): mitochondrion
Source: RefSeq, a predicted model, not a curated record
AUGCCGCAGCUGUACCGUGAUCCUUGGGCGAAGCGCGAGGCGUGGCGCAAGCAUCCCGUCUUCUCGCAUCGCUUCUUCGCACGCAACAUCUUCCCUGGAUUCGGUCUCGGCCUCGGCGCCUUCGCCGUCUACCUCGCCGUGGACACGCUCACACAUCCUUCCAACAUCGAAAAGCUCAAGGAGGACGCGCGCAAGCAGACCGGCCGCGACCACUAG